Molecule: messenger RNA, 2237 nt
Organism: Felis catus (domestic cat)
Lineage: Eukaryota; Metazoa; Chordata; Mammalia; Carnivora; Felidae
Gene: TAS2R5
Product: taste 2 receptor member 5
Biological process (GO): G protein-coupled receptor signaling pathway; detection of chemical stimulus involved in sensory perception of bitter taste; sensory perception of taste
Cellular component (GO): membrane
Molecular function (GO): bitter taste receptor activity; G protein-coupled receptor activity
Source: RefSeq, a predicted model, not a curated record
UUGGAUUUGGUCUUCAUACUGUAUUAUGUGCUGGUGUCUAGAUGCUAGCCCAUGACCCUUGAGAAGGGGAGUUGGUGUCUAUGGUCCUGCUUCAAAUCUCUGAGUGUAGGUUCAGUGUGUUCAUGUGGGUGCAAAUACGGAGGGGUCAUAACUUCUAAAUUCUCUGUGCCUGGUUACAGCUGUUCAGUUUUAGAGGAUAGGUUCCAGAAGGGCAAAGCCAAACCCAGAUUUUGUUGUAUGAAAACUUACCUUGAGUGUGGCAUCACCCUCCGGGGAUCUGAAGCUCAGUCAGGAGCCACACACAUUCAUCUGUUGAAGCAGGAUAUUUUCUGUGAAGGAAGUGAGAGACUUCUGACCCCAGCCAUACUGUCUGCCGCCCUAGCACUGCUGAUGGUGGUGAGAGUGGCCGAAUUUCUCAUUGGCCUGGUUGGAAAUGAAGUCCUUGUGGUUUGGAGUUUUGGAGAAUGGGUCAGAAAAUUCAACGAGUCCUUAUACAACCUCAUUGUUCCGGGCCUGGCCGUUUGCCGAUUUCUCCUGUGGUGGCUGAUUAUGAUGGACUUAACCCUGUUUCCGCUUUUCCAGAGCAGCCAUUGGCUUCACUACCUCAGUGUCUUCUGGAUCCUGGUAAGCCAGGCCAGCUUGUGGUUUGCCACUUUCCUCAGUAUCUUCUACUGUAGGAAGAUCACAGCCCUUGAACACCCUGUCUGUCUGUGGCUGAAGCAGAGGGCCUAUCACCUGAGUCUCUGGUGCCUUCUGGGGUACCUCAUGAUAAAUUUGUUACUUGUGGCCCACAUUAGCGUAAUCCAAAAUCCUUCCCAAGGCAACAACAGCAUUCUGUGCACCCUUUCAAACUGGUACUACAUGUACAUAUUAAAGCUCACUGCAGGAAGCGGGUUGCCUUUGAUGGUGUUUCUUGUUCCUUCUGGGAUGUGAUUGAUUGUCUCUUUGUGUAGACACCACAAGAAGAUGAAGGUGCAUACAGGUAGGAGAGAUGCUUGGGCCCAGCCUCACAUCACUGCCCUGAAGCCCUUGACCUGCUUCCUUAUCCUUCGUGUGGUUUAUAUCCUGGCCAGCCCCUUUCCCAUCACCUCCAAGUAUUCUGCUAAUCUCCCCGUUGUCUUCAUUUCCAAGACCCUCAUGGCUGCCUAUCCUUCUCUUCAUUCUGUCGUAUUGAUCAUGGGGAAUCCCAGGAUGAAGCAGACUUGUUAGAGAAUCCUGUGGAAGAUAGUGUAUGCUUGGAGAUCCUGAGGCCCUUGAUCUGGAGAGAAACGAGUGCUCAGAAUACUCUUUUGAGGCAGUUUUUGGUAGCUCUUUAUAAGGGAGCUGACAUUCAUGUCUGUAAAAUUUUUUCUUCUCUGACACCAAAUCAACAGAUGAUCUACAGGAAGUACAGAAUAAAAACUAAUACUGUUUCACUGUUAGGACUGUAAAGUAUAAUUGUUUUAUUGUAUUAUAGAAAUCAAGACUGGGGCUUUAUGUUUGGUAAAAUAGGUGUUAUAUUCUGUUUACAUAUACCAAAUAAUUCAUUUCUUUUUAAAUUGCAUAUUUAAGUUGUGUUUUUCCUAUUAUAGGGAACAGAGAUUAGGAGCAAUUAAUAUAGAGAUCGAUCAUUUUUAUUAAGUUUCACUUAUCCACUAAUGUUAGUCAUUUUAGGUAAGUUUUUUAAAAAAAGUAUCAAAUAAUUUUCCCAUUUCUCUACGGUAGUAGGUCUAGUUACCUAACUGAAAAACAAAACAAAAUAUCUUUGUAUUUCUAGAAGUUUCUUUGAGUCCUAGACUUGCCUUGUAGGAUAAAAGUCAGUUGGCUGCCAUGUUCUAUAUUAAACUCCAAAGCCCAGGACCUAGACUGGAGCAAGAUGGGAGUGACGGCCACUUGCUUCUGCUCACAAAAAAGGACACUUCUCCCUGAAUGUGUGAAGCUUCAUCUUCCUUGGUCAACCAGCCAUCCUGACUGUCUUGCUCUGGUUUCCCUGCAGGCUGAAAUCAGAGUUUUAGCAUACUAAGUCUUUGAGUUGGAUGGAGAUCAUCUAGAAUGUCAAAUCCAUGGCAGCAGGAACUGCGUCUCUUUUUGUUUUCUCCUAGGUUAUCGAUGCCUAGAAUACCACCUAGAAUAUAGUAAGUUAGUAUUUUCUAAAUGAUCAAUUAGUUACAUUAACUAGUCUUACAGUUCCUCUUUUUUUUUUAAUGUUUAUUUUGAGAGAAAGAGUGACAGAGAGCAUGCAUGCGCAUGAGCAGGGG